This is a messenger RNA of Annulohypoxylon maeteangense, 1322 nucleotides long. RefSeq lists its product as uncharacterized. Gene Ontology annotation, molecular function: NAD binding. Lineage: Eukaryota; Fungi; Ascomycota; Sordariomycetes; Xylariales; Hypoxylaceae. The transcript has a single exon. The record is from RefSeq and is a predicted model, not a curated record. Bases 95 to 1144 code for a protein of 349 amino acids.
UCUAACUUUGUGUUACCUAGGUACCUACUAGGCACGCAAUCGUAUAAUACCCCGAAUUUUCUCCAAACCAAUAAUCUUCUACUCUUUUCUUUAUAUGUAUCUCCCCCCAAUGCUCUUCUCCAAACUCGCUCCUAAACUCACAUCCCCAUCUAGACGUCUAUUGUACUCUUCCCUUGCAAACACCAAUACCACCGCCGCUGCUAUGAAGCUCCUCUACCCCACCUCCCUCAAACUCGACAUCCAGAGCCUCGAGGGCUUUAGCACCGACCUCGUCCCGUACGACGUCAAGGCCCCGAUCCCGGACUCGGCCACCGACGCAGAUAUCCUGGUAACCUGGACCAACAGCGCCGACAACCUCAAAGACGCAGCGAAGAAGCUUACAAACCUCAAAUGGAUCCAAUCCCUCGCCGCGGGCCCCAAUGAUGUCCUAGCCGCUGGCUUCCCCGCCUCGGUUAGAAUCACUACGGGCUCGGGUCUCCACGACAAAACUGUUGCGGAACACGCGCUUGGGUUAUUGCUUACAGCGGCGAGAAGGUUCGACGAGAUGCGCGAGUUCCAACUGAAGAAGACGUGGCCGCAGCAUCUCGGCGGCGCGCAGCCCGAUCGUCCCAAGGACCGGUUCACCACGCUCCGCGACGCGAACGUGCUGAUUUGGGGGUACGGCAAUAUCGCGAAGACGCUGGCUCCGCAUUUAACUGCGUGGGGAGCUACUGUUAAAGGCGUGGCUAGAAGUGCGGGGGUUAGAGAGGGGGUUCAGGUUUAUGGCGAGGAGAGCCUGCCGGAGCUGUUGCCGACGACGGAUGCGCUGGUUAUGAUUCUACCGGGGAGCGAGAGUACGAAGGAUGUGCUUAAUGCGGAGAGGUUGAAGCUGCUGCCGAAACAUGCGUGGGUUGUUAAUGUGGGGAGGGGCACGAGUAUUGAUGAAGAGGCGCUGGCGGAUGCGUUGGAGAAGGGGGAGUUGGGGGGUGCGGCGUUGGAUGUUUUUAAGACGGAGCCGUUGCCGGUUAGUUCAAGGUUGUGGACGACGCCGAAUGUGCUUGUGAGUCCCCAUGCGGCGGGUGGUAGGCCACAGGAUGCGGAGGCGUUGAUUGCGUAUAAUUUGAGGAGGUUUUUGGCUGGGCAGGAGUUGAGGAAUUUGGUGUAGCAAUUACGGAGUAAGCUAUGAAUGAAGUGGAACGGGAAGAAAAUGAGGAGUUGUGAUGUAGAUGAUGGCAUUGCUAAAUGGAACCGCAUUUCGAUAGCUUGUGCUCACGAGAAUCAUUAUAGACUCGAUUUCUUUUACUAUUAUUGAGGAUCACUCACAGCUGCAUAUGACGGGUAGG